AUGCUGGAGUGUUACAAGUACGACAAUGGACAGAAGGAAGGCUUGUUCUUGCGGAGCCCUUCCGCCGGCGACCGGUGGGUCCGCAUCCGAUCCAUUGACUACGCUGCCGGAACCAUGCUCGUCUUUGACCAGGCCGGAAUGUCCACUUGCUCCUAUCUUCAGCCCGCCAGCAGCGGUCUCCCACAGCUGAAGUCCGCCUUCAUCACACCGUCCGCCGGGAAUGGGUUGUUCCUCAUGAACUGCUCCGGCGAUUCCCCCCUGGCCGGCAAAGCCAUCUGCUUCCAGAAUAGCCCCGGCGGCCAUUCUUGCUACGAGCUCUACCAGGAUUGUACUUCAUUCCAGGUCCUCACGGCGGCAGCCACAGCUCUGCCACCUUGCUGUUUCACCACGUACGAUAUUGUGAGCAACUUGAGCUUGCAAAACGACUUGAAGUGUUCGCAUUAUGCCAGCGUCUAUGAUGUGUCUCGGUUGAAGGAAGGAGAAAGUCCAGCGUUAUGGCCGUACGGGAUGAAGCUGUCGUUCUCAGCUCCGGCCGGUUGCGAGGCUUGUCGCAAGUCCGGGGGAACAUGUGGCGAGAAUACUAUCAACCAUAUCAAGGAAACAAUCAUGAAGAUUCCAGAUUCAGGCAGCCAUAUGGAGAGUAUUGGAUCCAUUGAAUCCCCGACAACAACAACAACAACAACAACAACACCGGAGGAAGAAAGCCGGAUUAUCAAAGAGCUGUCGCAGAAAGCCAAUUCUGAAGUCCGGGAAGGCGACACAUAUUAUGUCCUCUCUACUAAGUGGUAUCUCAACUGGCAGAAGUAUACUAGUACUGGGCAACAACCUUUUUUCCCUCCUGAUGACCAUGAACAACGUGAGCCUUCUUCUUCCACUGUGCCGGCACAGAGGCCGGGCCCAAUCGAUAACUCCGAUAUCAUUGAUUCAGAUCAAAGAGACGCUGAUGAUGACCCUCAGCUCCGUAGGACAAAGUUAGAAGGGCGGGAUUACGUGCUCUUGCCCGAAGAAGCGUGGGAAAGGCUUUAUUCAUGGUACAAAGGUGGACCUGUUAUAGCCCGGAAGAUGAUAACUGUUGGAUAUGUGAAGCAGUUGGUUGUUGAGAUGCAUCCUCUCUGUCUUAACUUGAUCGAUUCUAGGGAUGGAACUAAAUCUGUUUUAAGGUUGAGCAAGAACGCUUCUUUGCGUGAACUUUACGAUGUAGUUGGUAGGCUCAAGGGGUUAAAGGAGGAGCCUGACAAGUUUCAGAUUGUGGACUACUUCAACGAGACUAGGUUGUCUCCUUUAGAUGCUUCUUCGGACCGAAGCCUGGAGGAUUCUCAACUUCAGAUGGAUCAACAAAUCCUCCUUGAGGUGAAAAAUAAUGAUGGAUCUUGGUCUUCUUCUUCUGCCACAGAAAAGACUACUGGCAAUGGCCUGGCACUUGUUCUCAGUGAACCCGCCAGAUCUUCUUUUAGCAUUGCAGGAGGUCCUACUUUGUCUAAUGGCGGCUUUUGGACGACUAGUCUCAGCAGCAACAGCAGCAGCAAUGUUUACAAAGGAAUAACUUUUGGUGCAUUGCGUGAAGAAGAAGAAGAAGAGAUGGAGGAGGAGGAACAGGAUCGCACAAGAGGUUUAGCUGGACUUCAGAAUUUGGGCAACACUUGCUUUAUGAACAGUGCCCUUCAAUGUUUGGUUCAUACACCAUCCCUCUUGCAGUAUUUCUUGAACGAUUUUUCUGAUGAGAUCAACCAAGAUAAUCCUCUAGGGACCAAUGGCGAGCUGGCCAUCGCUUUUGGCAAGUUGUUGAGGAGAUUAUGGUUGUCGGGGGAGGGAACCGUCCCGCCUCGUGGCUUCAAGGCAAAACUUGGUAGUUUUGCUCCACAGUUUAGUGGUUAUAACCAGCAUGAUUCUCAGGAACUCCUUGCCUUUCUCCUUGAUGGGCUGCACGAAGAUUUGAAUCGCGUGAAGCAGAAACCAUACAUUGAGGCCAAAGAUUAUGAUGGCCGUCCUGACGAAGAAGUUGCUGAUGAGUUAUGGAGAUACCACAAGGCUAGGAAUGACUCUAUCAUUGUGGAUGUCUUCCAAGGUCAAUACAAAUCAACUUUAGUGUGUCCAAUUUGCAGCAAAAUAUCGUAUACCUUCGACCCUUUCAUGUACUUGUCGUUGCCUCUCCCAUCAACGGCGAUGCGAGACAUGACUGUGACAGUGUUUCAUGGUGAUGGAAGUGGCCCCCCAACGCCUUAUACAGUCACGGUUUUAAAAGGUGGAUGCUGUAAAGAUUUGAUCCAAGCUUUGGGAACUGUUUGCGACCUAAGGAUCGAUGAAUAUCUUCUUCUAGCAGAGGUGUAUAUGCAUAAAAUAUAUAAGUACUAUGAGGAUCCUUUGGAGUUGCUGACUGAGAUAAAAGAUAAUGAUUACAUUGUUGCCUAUAGACUUUCCAAAUCGGGUCCGGACAUGACAAGACUAACUAUAGUUCACCGAGAAGAAGAGAAAGUUUUCCAAUACUUAUAUUUAAAUCACGGGGCUUCCCAGAGAAAGCUUUUCUUGACACCACUUGUUACUUUGUUGGAAGAUCCAGUAAAAUCGGCUUCCCAGAUUGAUCUGGCUAUUGGCAGAGUCCUGGCUCCAUUGCUUCGAGAAGGAACUUUACCAGCUACUGAUCACGGGAAUGACCCGAUGAAAUGCGAUGAUAGUACUCAGUUAGAACCUGGAUCAGUGCCAAAAACUGCAAAUAUAGAACCAUCACAGCCAGAAACAACAGACACUCCCCUGGAAUUGGAUGGUUCUGUGAAUGUGCUUUUGGAUUGGAAGGAGAAAGCGAAGGAGUUAUAUAAUUCUGACAAGCUCAGGGACAUUCCUAAGGUUCAAAAGAAAGACGACGUUAGUAUGGAGAAAGCGAAACCUGAAACCAUUUCUUUGUUUUCUUGCCUUGAUGCCUUUUUAGAAGAAGAACCAUUGGGGCCUGAUGAUAUGUGGUAUUGUCCACAUUGCAAGGAACAUAGACAAGCAACUAAGAAGCUGGAUCUCUGGAAGUUACCUGAUGUAUUGGUCAUCCAUUUGAAAAGAUUCUCAUAUAACCGAUGGUUCAAGAACAAACUCGACACAUUGGUAGACUUCCCGAUUCACAAUCUUGAUUUAAGCGAUUAUGUAAAAGGGAAGGAUUCGGGAGAAGGAUCUAACAACAUGUACGAGUUGUACGCGGUUAGCCAUCAUUACGGUGGGCUAGGCGGCGGCCACUAUUAUGCUGACUGCAAGUUAAGUGACAACAGAUGGUACCGCUUCAACGAUUCUCAUGUUUCUCCGGUCGAUGAAGAGAAAAUCAAGACAUCGGCUGCUUAUGUGUUGUUCUACCGGAGAGCAGGAAGUAGUGAUACCUCUAAUGAAACAACAAUGGGGAUGUAUGCUUCUUCUAGUACAACAAGCCUUGCCCGGGUCGAGUUGAAGAUUUUUCUACGUCGUCAAAUGUUGUUGGCGAAGAAGCUGUUCCUACUAUGUAAUAAAAAAACAAGAGGAAGAUCUAAUUCGGUACACCCUACUAGCAACGUCAUGAAUCAAGGUGUUGAAUCUCCCGAACAACAAUUAUUGUCCGACAGUUGUGGAACAAAUCAUCCUUUAAAACUUUUCUAA
Oldenlandia corymbosa var. corymbosa is the source of this 3606-nucleotide messenger RNA. Lineage: Eukaryota; Viridiplantae; Streptophyta; Magnoliopsida; Gentianales; Rubiaceae. The record is from the annotation of a GenBank genome assembly.